Labeo rohita (rohu) is the source of this 1835-nucleotide messenger RNA. It is a transcript of the gene her1, whose product is annotated as hairy-related 1. Gene Ontology annotation, molecular function: RNA polymerase II cis-regulatory region sequence-specific DNA binding; protein dimerization activity; DNA-binding transcription factor activity, RNA polymerase II-specific. Gene Ontology annotation, biological process: regulation of neurogenesis; regulation of transcription by RNA polymerase II; anterior/posterior pattern specification. Bases 535 to 1530 code for a protein of 331 amino acids. The record is from RefSeq and is a predicted model, not a curated record. NCBI's taxonomy places the organism in Eukaryota, Metazoa, Chordata, Actinopteri, Cypriniformes, Cyprinidae. Gene Ontology annotation, cellular component: nucleus. The transcript has 4 exons.
UGGGUGUCAAGAAGUUUGUGUUCAAAAUGCACUGAAAUGGCUCUGUAUUGACUUAUUGGCGCAAUAAAACGAACAACUAGUCCAUAAAGUCAUAAGCGUUCUAUUGCUACAUUACUGGUUAUUUUAACCAAACCUCUAAUGGCAUUUAAGAUAUAUGCAGUUUUCAUUUUAAUGCGUUUAUAUCCACAUAUAAAGCUUCAUAUAAGACGAAUUAUAGCUGAUGAUACAUUUUAAUGUUAAUUAAGUUCGCUUAAAACAAAAUGUGAGGUUACUGUUAACUUAAUCGAUUUAUAGUUUCUUAUCUUGGAAUAUAUUAAAGGGGCGUUUGAGAGCAGCAGAAAGCCAUAAGGGGGAUACGACCAUACGGUUAGAAACGUCAUUGACACCUCGUCACCAAUGACAAGGCGACAUCCCCAAUAAAUACAGGAGUUGCGAAGACAUUUACCACAGUAGAAGAAUAUCCUCAAGAAACACAGACCAACGGGAAUAUAUUUUUUUCUCCACACUUUAAGAGUAUCCAUACUUGAACAGAUCAUGGUUACUCCAAAAAUGGCAAGUCGACGACCAACGAAAAGAAUCUUGAAACCGGUUAUAGAGAAGAAACGGAGAGACCGGAUUAACCAGCGUUUAGAUGAGCUGCGAACUCUACUCUUGGAUAACACUCUGGACUCGCGACUUCAAAACCCCAAACUGGAGAAGGCUGAAAUUUUGGAAUUAACUGUUGAAUACAUUCGGACAAAAGCCACAGCUGCCAGAGAUAGUCAAGGCGACUCUAACAAAGACUCUGAGCCACAUGACGCUAAAGCUCCGACUCUGCUCUCGAGGAGACCCCACGUUCCCUUCGCUUCAGUCCCCAAGCCCAUCAAUGUCCAGACGCAGAUGCCCUCCAAUCCCAUCUACAAAGCUGGUUUUAAAGAGUGCAUCUCCCGCCUGGCCAACUUCAUCGAAUGUGUAGAGCCUUCCCAGCGAGACAGCUUUGUCCAAGGCCUGUGUCACCACCUUGACUCCUACAGCAGAGUUUCCAGCCAAGCUGCCCACCAUCCGUGGAUCCCAAAUGCAGAGUUGACAUGCAGGACGGACGUCCCUGCGAUAGGACCCAUGAGAGCCAACGCAGAGCCAUUUUCCUACACCAGUAGUUUGUAUCCUCAGUCUUUCAUGCUCCAUCCCACAGGACAGGCCAUGACACAUCCCUACCUCUCCCCUCCAUACUCCCUCUCUCCUCCACCUUCUCCGUGUUACUCAAGCAGUUCUCCUCCAUUCUCCAGCUCUCCCACAUAUCUCUCUGUUCCCUGCCAUUUCCCUUUCCCUCCCACCAUCUCUCCACUCAGUGACUCUUCAUCGUCGUCAUCAUCGUGCUCUCUCAGCCUCUCAACAACUGCGGUGCCUGUAGUCCCAGGACCACAUCUUCAGGUCUCUGUGGGCUCCCCCACUCCAGUGCGACCCACUGGCUCGGCACCCUCCUGCCAACCCAGGACUUUGAGAAGAGCUUUGUUUCAGAACCAGCCACAGUCUGUGUGGAGGCCCUGGUGAGCAAAACUCUAAACACUUAGUGACUCAGAGCAACAUCUUCCCAUCAGAGUUCCCUUCAGGCGUGGAAGAGGCUUGUAAAAGAGGCUGGGCUUCACAUGACAAAGACAUUAAAGCACGUGUCCUGUGCAAGUAAAGGCGAAUGAGAAAUAUUAAGAACUCUGUGAUGAUCACAUGUGACUCAUUUGUUAUCAUUGUUCAUUUAUGUGUUCUGCAGUCCUUGCGGCAACUUGAUUCCCACCAUCACAUUCCAUUGUUGUUCUGCAUACUACUUUCACAAUUCUUCAUUGUAAACAAACUGUGUAAAU